CAGCAGCCCGGAGAGAGAAAGCGGCUGCGCUCCCUUCUCGUACGCAUCAGGGUGAGGGGACGCAAAAAUAUGGAAGUUAUCAGAGACAGAGUUGUAGUUUUAUAGUGGUUUUUCUUCUUCUUGUGUUUUUUACUGUCUAAGGUUUAGGGCAUCACGGGUUCGGAAAACGCAUAUAUCUUUAUUUGCAUAGUCGAAAAUGCCUGACUUUCGGUGUUGGAUUAACGCAAUCUGGAUUUUGCUUUUUGCUUUUUUUGACUUGUCCUUUGCAAACUAUUCCGAAGAUCAGUGCAGCUGGAGAGGAAGUGGUUUAUCCCAGCAACAGGGCAGUGUGGAGCAGAUUUCCCUCCACUGCUCCGAGGGCACCCUGGACUGGCUGUAUCCCAAAGGAGCCCUGCGCCUCACCCUCUCCCCUCGCCUGCCCUCUGUGGCAGUAGGCCCUGGUGGCAGCAGCUCAGGCCUCAUCACAGCCUGCGUCAAGCCUUCUGAGCAGUUCCACGGUGCCCAGCUGUACUUAGAGAGAGACGGGGUCCUCGAGCUCCUAGUAGGGGACAGACUGGAGUCAUCUCCCCCUCCCAGGGUACGCUGCUUCAGCCGCCUACCUGGGGAGAGGGUGGCCCUCUUCCUGCAGGCUACACCUCAUCAGGACAUCAGCAGGAGGAUUGCCUCCUUUCGCUAUGAGCUGAGAGGAGACUGGACAGCUCGCAUGUCUCUGGACUCAAACUCCAUUAGCAGUGAAGAUGCCUGCAGGCCCUGCAACAACACAGAGAUCCUGAUGGCCGUUUGCACCAGUGACUUUGUGGUGAGAGGUAACAUCCGGUCAGUGGAGGAAGAUGAGAAUUUACGGGCAGCUGUGAUCAAGGUCAGCGCCACCCGUGUGUUUCGUCAGAAGUACGCCCUUUUCACUGGCAACAGUCGCUUAGGAAGCCAGGGCGAGAUCCGGACUCUUCUUCAGUGUGGCGUCAAACCGGGACCUGGGAGCUUCCUUUUCACUGGCCGAGUCCACUUUGGUGAAGCCUGGCUUGGUUGUGCUCCCCGUUACAAGGACUUCAAGAGGACUUACAUUCUGGCUAAAGCAGCCCAGCAGAUACCCUGUGAACUCCCAGUAGACUGAGAAACUCUGCAGCAGCUUGUCUAGCAUGCAGUCUGAGUGGUGCUAAAAAGCCCAGUUCAGGAAGAGGCCACAACAUGCGAACGAUGGCCGCUGUAGCCACAGAACCACCGAACAAUACGGUCUUCCCAAAGGACUGAGGAGUGAAAUGGACUUAUUCCAACUGCCAUUUCAGCUUCAAAAACACGGUGGAGUCAUGACUCGAGGGACAUGGUUGAAAUGAUUUGGCAUUGGCCAGUUUUACAAACAAUGAGGCAGCAAAGCUGAUCAAAGUAAAUUUACUGAAAAGCUUUCGAUUUGUGAUAAUUCAGUCAAGCCAUUAAAAUCAGGUGUACUGACAGUCAUUGCUUAGAAACUCAGGAAAACAAGUUUCAUUGACUAUUACCUAAUUUCCUAUUUAGGAUUCACUUCAGGCAGGUGUGUCUGUGGUCAAACAUUUUUUUACCAGUGUUUUUGUUCAGAUGGCAAGUGAGAAAGGGGUGGGCAUGCUCAGCUGGCUUCCCCUGGGUUGGGGUUGUCUUCAGUGUUACUGUUAUCAAGAUUAUGUUAAGUCCUCAUUAAAGGAAACAUUAAAAACUUUUUGCACUCAAGAAGGAAAGGGAAUGAUCUGGAAAUUGGGAUGCUGCAAGCACUGAAAACCAAAUAAAAAGCAACUAUAUGUAGCAUAGUGGAACAACUGAGAAUUUAAUAUAUGUACAGAUCUUACAAGCACAUACAGUACAGCUUAGGCUACCAGAGCAGCUCAAAAUAGUGCUGAGAGCACUUUCAUCUUCUAGCCAGUCUGAGAUUUUGUUUCUUUGAAGGAGACAGGCUUUGAGAGGUAUUGUAUUAAACGGGGGAAUAGUUUCAUGUUUAAUUUCUGUAGCAUGCAAUCUUUUUUGCAAAACUAAUUGGACUGUUAUGACUUUAAAAGAGAUUUUAAAAAUUUGCUGGUGAUUAGUUGAGUUUGGCCAAAGCUGUUACGAAUCUGCUUGUUUUGAAGUAAUUUUCCAUUUUCAGUUAUAAAUUACUGAAGAAAUGUACAUGGUAAGAUUAAGCUGUAUAUAAUAAACAGUGUUCAUAAAAUUUAAGACAACAGCCAUUCGUUACUUAAGACCAGUUGGAUUAUAUGAUAUAAA
This is a messenger RNA of Melanotaenia boesemani (Boeseman's rainbowfish), 2226 nucleotides long. RefSeq names its product meteorin, glial cell differentiation regulator (gene metrn). Lineage: Eukaryota; Metazoa; Chordata; Actinopteri; Atheriniformes; Melanotaeniidae. Gene Ontology annotation, biological process: glial cell differentiation; positive regulation of axonogenesis. The transcript is spliced from 4 exons. Gene Ontology annotation, molecular function: hormone activity. Bases 197 to 1111 code for a protein of 304 amino acids. The record is from RefSeq and is a predicted model, not a curated record.